This is a messenger RNA of Symbiodinium sp. CCMP2592, 1860 nucleotides long. Lineage: Eukaryota; Dinophyceae; Suessiales; Symbiodiniaceae. The record is from the annotation of a GenBank genome assembly.
AUGGGUGGGAAGGGUAAGAAGGGGGCCAAGGGAGCCACCAGUGCCCCAGCGAGCACACACGACGAAGCCGUGUGUGUGUCGGUGGCAACACAGCCACGGCACUAUGAGUAUGUUGCCAAGAUCCCUGCCGAUGCAUUAACAGCCGGUGCUGGCUGGACCAAAGGCGACGGCAAAGCUGCAAUUGGUGUUGAUGGUUGCAAGGGCAAAUCCAAGGGAAAGGUUGCAGCUAGCAAAGGAUCUGGUAAGCUAGCGAGUGGCGGCACAGCUGCUGCCACGGGAGCUGCCGCGAUCAAAGGCGAUGGCAAAGCUGCUAAGGGCAGCAGUGGUGGUGCCGCAAAGGGCAGCGGUAAGGAUACACAGGGCAAUGGUGGUGGUGAGGAUACAAAGGGCAGCCGUAAGGGUGCAAAGGGCAACAGCGGUGGCAAGGAUGCAAAGGGCGUUCUUGGUGGUAAGGAUGCAAAGGGCAGCGGCAAGGGCGCCGGUGCUAAGGAUGCAAAGGGCAUCACUGGUGCUGAGGAUGCACAGGGCAGCGGUGAGGAUGCAAAGGGCAACCACGGUGGCAAGGCUGCAAAGGGCAGUGCUGGUGGUAAGGAUGCAAAGGGCAGCGGUAAGGAUGCAAAGGGCAAGAGUGGUGGCAAGGCUGCCAAGGGCGUCGCUGGUGGUAAGGAUGCAAAGGACAGUGGUAAUGAUGCAAAGGGCGCUGGCGGUGGUAAGAAUGCAAAGGGCAGCGGUGGUAAGGAUGCAAAGGGCCACAGUGCAAAGGGCAGUGGUAAGGAUGCAAAAGGCCACAGCACAAAGGGCAGUGGUAAGGAUGCAAAGGGCACUGGCGGUGGUAAGGAUGCAAAGGGCUGCGGUGGUAAGGAUGCAAAGGGCCACAGUGGUGGUAAGGAUGCAAAGGGCAGCGGCGGUGGUAAGGGCAGCAGCGGAGGUAAGGAUGCAUCAAAGGACCCUGAUCCGUCACCCGAUGUGGAGAAGCCAACAGGCAAAGGAUCCAAGGGAGUACAGGAGAUCGCCCCCAUCACCAAGGGCAACCACUCGAAGGGUCACCAGGUGUGUCGCCGGGUGUCCUUCGGACCAGGCCAUCUGGGGUCAGGGAAACCCAUUCUCCGUUCGGAUACUGGCAUCUCGACUAUGAGUGACGGCACCGGCCCUGUGGAAAUGGAACCCUUGAGUAUCCCCGAGUCUGACGGUGUCCGACCCUUGACUGAUGAAGAAAGAGCACAGAUCGAGGUGCCCUUCUAUAUCGAUUACAACCACUGGUUCGCCUUUCUGAAGGCAUUCUUGCUGGACAGGGAUCACUUGGCCACCAUCGAGGUGCAGCCAUAUUACGAGGAGCUCUCCGAAAACAAAGAAAAGGAGACCUUCGAGGAACUCCCACUGGUUAUGAUCAAGCAGAAGUACGAGGGGUUAACAGGAGGGCCCCAGCUGAUCGCCGACAUUCUCGCGAGUCAGCAGGGGAAGAAACACCCACAAAGCGACCUCCCCGAUUGGCGAAUUUUCAAGGUCUUCAAGAACAUUCUGACAAGCAGUGCCUUGUCAAGAUCAAAACCACCAGGUGUGUGUUUGCAUACUGCUUUGUGUCCGUUGCAAUCAUAUACCCAAGGUGCCAACGUGAGCAGAGUUGGCAGCAAAACGACAGCGACAAAGGAAGUAUCUGGCAAUAAGGCGGAGCGCACCGCCGUUGCGGAAGUGCUGGAGGGAAAGGCUUCUGAAAUGGGAAAGAUGAUGACGCAGUCGGCAAACUCUUCUAAAGGCAACGGCAAAAACCGCAAUGGAAAGGGACAAAAGGGAAAAAAGGACCAUCGGGGGAUUAGCUUACACGUCUUUCCACAGAGGUUUAAUGUAUGUACGGGGAUUUAG